This is a messenger RNA of Phycodurus eques (leafy seadragon), 2919 nucleotides long. Its product is annotated as SKI family transcriptional corepressor 1 homolog-B-like. The transcript is spliced from 7 exons. NCBI's taxonomy places the organism in Eukaryota, Metazoa, Chordata, Actinopteri, Syngnathiformes, Syngnathidae. The coding region runs from base 320 to 2350 and encodes 676 amino acids. Gene Ontology annotation, cellular component: transcription regulator complex; nucleus. Gene Ontology annotation, biological process: negative regulation of BMP signaling pathway; negative regulation of transcription by RNA polymerase II. Gene Ontology annotation, molecular function: RNA polymerase II cis-regulatory region sequence-specific DNA binding; DNA-binding transcription factor activity, RNA polymerase II-specific; SMAD binding. The record is from RefSeq and is a predicted model, not a curated record.
GUCGUCUUUUUGAAGCAGAAAGCGCCUUGGUGCGGCUCAGGCUUGCCUUUUCCUUCUGUCCUCAUCUGCCUCUGAAGGUCUUAUGCGGCUCUUUAAGUCGUCGGCUCGGAAGUGCUGAGCCGAUUUGAAGAUAAGAGGAGCAGCGCGACGGCACAGGAGGGGCCGUUACGGAGGGAAUUCAGCCACGUGAAGCGAAUCCAUUGCGUUCGCGUUUGAAUGGAAGUCAAGACAACAACAGCAGCAAUUGUACGCCUGCGUCCUUUCUAUUGACGACCCGGCAUGAUUGUCCAGUUUUCCAUGUGAUGACAGGCUUCCAGGGAUGGAGUCGAUACCCGCACAGCUCGGAGAAGCCGGCUCCACUCCGAGUCCGAAACGGGACGCCCUCAAACCGAACCAAGUCAGCGAGACCUCCCUGUACGGGGUGCCCAUCGUUUCUCUGCUCAUAGACGCGAGGGAAAGGCUGUGCCUGGCCCAGAUCUCCAACACCCUGCUGAAGAACUACAGCUACAACGAGAUCCACAACCGCAGGGUGGCACUGGGCAUCACCUGCGUGCAGUGCACGCCCGUCCAGCUGGAGCUCCUGCGACGCGCCGGCGCCAUGCCCAUCUCGUCCAGACGCUGCGGCAUGAUCACCAAGCGGGAGGCCGAGCGGCUCUGCAAGUCCUUCCUGGGGGCGCACAGCCCCCCGAAGCUGCCCGACAAUUUCGCCUUCGACGUGUCCCACGAAUGUGCGUGGGGCUGCCGGGGCAGCUUCAUCCCGGCCCGAUACAACAGCUCCCGCGCCAAGUGCAUCAAGUGCACCUUUUGCAGCAUGUAUUUCUCGCCCAAUAAAUUCAUUUUCCACUCGCACCGCACGCCGGACUCCAAGUACCUGCAGCCGGACGCGGCCAACUUCAACUCGUGGAGGCGCCACCUGAAGCUGACGGAGAAGAAGCCGUCCGACGACGUCAACCACGCGUGGGAGGACGUCAAAGCCAUGUUCAACGGGGGCAGCCGAAAGAGGACGCUUCCGGCGGGGAGCUCGAGGGAGCGCUCGUCCCGCGAGGCGCGAGCCUCCUCCGCGCUCGGCCGCAGCGCCUCCCCGGAACUUCCGCGGAAAACUUUGCGCUGUGACGACGAUGUGCACGGGAGCCCGAACGUCGCUUCGGCGAGCAGCGCGAGGAGCUACCCGCUCAUCCCGGUGCCGAGUAAAAACUUUGCCGUGCUCCCCAAAAUCCCGCCCCCCUUCUUGCCGCACCACCCGUACGGUUUCGCCGGCUACGGGUUGUGUCCGAAAAAGAGCGACGGCGCGCCGGAGGCGACCAAAACCAACCCCGUCCCGGCUGUGUUUUGGCCCGCGACCAAGGAGGCCAUUUACCCCGCUUUCCCGGUGUUUUGGCCCGCGGCGAGCAGCCUCCCCGUGCCGCCCUACCCGGCCUCCCCGCCCGGGCUCCGCCAGGCCGACCUCGACCUAUCCGACCAACGCGAAAGGAGUGCAAAAGACGGCCAGCAGCAGCAGCAGCAGCAAGCUGCCGGGCAGCCGUGUCCCACUUCGUCCAGCAACUGCAGGAACGAGCGUGACGGCCCCGGGGACGAGACGCCGCAACACCGCAAAAUCGGCUACAUCUCCGCCUUCAAACCUGUGCUCAAAGACGCGGAGACCAUCGCCAAGUUGUACGGGGCCCGGGACGGCUUCAGUGUGCGGCCCGGCUACCUCUCCCCGGACUUUGUCAGCGAGACCUCCAGCUUUAGGUCCGUGUCCCCGGACGACGACGACGACGACGACGACGACCCCGACGUGGAUGUGGAGUCCAGCAGGGGGGAAGACGACGAGGAGCCCAUCCGGAUCUCGUCAAGAGGCGACCCCCGAGAGUCUCCCGGGCCCGAGGCGGCCGAAGAGAGCCAGGAGAAGCCUGCGCCGUCACCGGAGGACUCUUCAGAGGAGGGCAGGCUCACCAGGGACGGCUCGCCUCUUGGCCACGUGUGCGAGCACGAAGAGGGCUGCCGAGUGCACGCGAACGAGACUUGCGAGACGUCGAGCAGCCCCUGCAGACCAAACGCUGAUGGAGCUUUGCGCAUUGACAUCAGCGUGCAGGAGCGAAAUUUGGAGAACAUGGCAAAAGAGGAGUUGCAGAAGCAGCUGGUGGAGCAGAUGGAGCUCAGGAAAAAGCUGGAGAGAGAAUUUCAACAUUUAAAAGAUAAUUUUCAGGAUCAAAUGAAGCGCGAGCUCUCCUACAGAGAGGAAAUGGUCCAGCAGCUGCAGAUUGUUCGAGAAGCUCACGACGCCCUUCACCAUUUCUCCUGCAAGAUGUUGACCCCUCGCCAGUGUACUGGAGCCUGCACCUUUAAGCCCCCCCUGCUGCCUCCUUAAACGCCAACACAACCCCUUUACACUCACUCACUCACUCACUCACUCACUCACUCACUCACACAAACUUCCACUAUAUACAGUAGAUACACUGGUGAAUCGCACUUGAGUGAACUGACUGACACUCGGAGAAAGCAGGAUUUAUUUCAACAUUGUUUUAUGUUGAGAUUUCGGUGAUCUAAUGUUAAAGCUCAUACCAAGAAGCCACCUGCUAUUCAACUAUUCUGAAAAUGGGGGGAGGCACUAUACAAUAUAUACCAUGUGACAAUGUGCAAUGGCAUGUAUAAAUGUGAUAAGUUAAAAACAAUGUCAUUAUUUGGCUUUUGAUUGCUUGUUUUAAAUAACUUCGGUUCUAUAUGUAUCUUGAUUUCCCUUUCAGAUUAUUUGUACCACCGUUUGUGUUGUAAAGCACUUUAAAUGGGCAACAUUUCGGCUUUUGUCGUCCUUUAUAUACCAAAUGGUCACAUCGGAAAAAAGACGGAUGUUUAUGUUGAAAAAGAAGCACUUACUUGAACAGUGGCCGAGAGAUCAUAAUGUAUGUUUGAGAUCAUGCAAUAAAAGAUUUUCUCUCA